AGUCCAUGCCAAAUGCCCCACCUCGAUAACCCCGCGGGGUAAUUUACGAACGGUGGAGAUUUACACAUGUGAUGUGCCUCGAUGCGAGACGUCUCAGCCCAUAGCAACGAGAGAUUAUGUUGUGAUCAAGAAGUGGCGGGAAAUAGAUAAGGAAUCAGGUACCCGGGUUGUCCCAUAAAAUGGCAUCCGCCUCCUUGUCGUCUGUGUCGUGGGGAUAGUGCUCAAGGACCAGCCCUAUACAUCCAUCAUUCCCUAACUUUUGCCAUUUCUGACGAGUGCGAUCAUGGACUAUCUCACCUUCUUACCAACCGAGCUUCUGCAUAGCAUCUGCACGUUCCAUGGCAACACACGACUCAGGGGUUCUUGGCUUCUGAAUCUAAAGGAUCUGACGUUCUUGAUGCGCACACACAAACGGCUGUACGAUAUUGUUCUACCAAUACUCUAUAAAUACAACCGUGACAUAGAUGGAUCAACGGCGGUGCUCUGGGCAGCACAGAAUGGACGCAUCGACACUUUGGAAAGAGCUUUAGAGUUCGGCUUGAAUCUCGAGGUGAAGCGACCGUUACGAGCCGAUGUGCGGCGGGGCAUGGGGCUUUGGCGGACUAGCAUCCAUCACGCCAUCGAACAUGGCCAUAUCGAUGCAGUGGCAUGGCUCGUGAACCAUGGCGCCCAGGUAGUGGGAUUCACAGGGAGCAAGGUUUUCAGGGCCGGCGUCCGAGGUUCCUCGGCUUUCCAUACAUCACUGGAGUUAGGCCGACCUGAGAUUGCACUCCUACUUAUCGAAAAAGGUGCGGCCCCGUCUGUCUCCUCAUCUAAUCACAAUGAGCUAUUGCCACUCGUGGCAGCCCGCGAGAUGUCGAUAGCAAGGAGCGCCGUCCAGGCUUUGGGCAACCUGGAUCCACUGGCGUCACCAGACGUUGUAGAGUGGAAUUGUCGACUGCUUAUUGAAAGACUUACGGUUGACUUUAAGGGGCAGACUACUUGUCGACAGGAGGUGCGCAGCGGAAUCGUAGAAGGAAUGGACCUGCCGAAUGAAGCAACAGUGAUUCAGCAAAAGCCUCUGGUUCCUAUCAGAAUCAGAGGAGACGUAGUAAUGGUGUAAUGACAUGUACUAGCCAACUAUAAGUUACAAUCAAGUGAUCGCGUCGCUCCUUCGUUCCAUAUGAUCGUGCCUCAUUCGUGGGGCCGGUUUUUGCCAUGGCAUGCCGCCAAUCUUUGCUGUGCUUGCCAUGAGACCUCGGUCUGCGACAGGCGCUCUGAGUAAAUCUAAGUUGCCUCGAAAAGCAGCAGUAGAACUCAUGAAUGCACAUCGACUGUACUCUUAAAUGGUGCAUUUUUAGCUAGCCUUGAUUCAUGCAGUGUUGCUUCUGAAUUUACCGAUGUAAU
Molecule: messenger RNA, 1386 nt
Organism: Truncatella angustata
Lineage: Eukaryota; Fungi; Ascomycota; Sordariomycetes; Amphisphaeriales; Sporocadaceae
Exons: 1
Coding region: 284-1102 (272 amino acids)
Molecular function (GO): protein binding
Source: RefSeq, a predicted model, not a curated record